UCGUUAUGCGGCCGGACCUAACCCGAAUUCUAGUGGGCCAGCCCCUGCGUGUGAAUCAGAACCGAUGAAUCCAACCGGCUUGCCUUCCUACGCAGCGGCUACUCAGCACAUGCAUUCCACCAGUGGUCACAACGCUCCAAAUCCCUAUUACUACGGCUACGCUCCCACGUAA
Molecule: messenger RNA, 172 nt
Organism: Echinostoma caproni
Lineage: Eukaryota; Metazoa; Platyhelminthes; Trematoda; Plagiorchiida; Echinostomatidae
Source: the annotation of a GenBank genome assembly